Messenger RNA from Galeopterus variegatus (Sunda flying lemur), 1801 nucleotides. It is a transcript of the gene MTERF3, whose product is annotated as mitochondrial transcription termination factor 3. Gene Ontology annotation, molecular function: double-stranded DNA binding. Gene Ontology annotation, biological process: regulation of DNA-templated transcription; mitochondrial ribosome assembly. Bases 605 to 1729 code for a protein of 374 amino acids. Gene Ontology annotation, cellular component: mitochondrion. NCBI's taxonomy places the organism in Eukaryota, Metazoa, Chordata, Mammalia, Dermoptera, Cynocephalidae. The transcript is spliced from 7 exons. The record is from RefSeq and is a predicted model, not a curated record.
UGAAGCAAGAAAUAGCCUUCACUCUUCUUUACAGCAAUGAUAAUAUUUUGAUGAUUCAUUUAAGACAGAAUGGAUUUCUAUUUUUUAUUGUGACUAAUUUAUAUAAAUAAAAUGCAUUUGAAUAAUUCAGUGUUAUUUUGAUCAGCAGUCUUCUUAAAGGUCCUUCAAGCCAAAUUUUAAGAAUACUUAAUUGCAUAGUCUUAUUUUCUUUAAAAGAUUAACAGAGAAUAUUAGUUCAGCUGUAAUUUGAAUGUAUACAGAUUUUUGUUUUAAAUGUUUUCCUUAUACCAGUGAUUUUGCUUUUUGUUUUUAAAUUGUAAAGCAUAUCUUUAUUUUUCCAGUUCAGAAGUUCCUGUCUUGGUUGUAACUGAGACUAGAAGUUCCUGUCUUUUGGUUGUGAGACUGCCUUGUUUUUGGCUUUUCCUGUGCAUAAGAAACAUCUCACUGUUUUAGUCAUCUAAAUUUAUUUAAACACCUUUCAUUUAGAAAAAAUAAUUUCCAGUUUAUCUUUGUGUUGUUUGAAUACUGUUUUAAACAUUUAAGUAAAUUGCAUUUCUCUUCUUCUAAUAGUUAUUUUUUUUCUUUGUAGACUACUUUAAGAAAAAUGGCCCUGUCAGCUCAGCAGAUACCGAGAUGGUUCAACUCAGUUAAAUUGGGUAUCUUCAUUAAUGCUGCACAACUAACAAAAUGUUUUCCAAGACCAGGAAAAACAUUGUUGCAUGGCUUUUCUGUUCAGUCUCAGAUGUCCUCUAACAAUUACUUUCUCCAGUGGGGAUUUAAGACUUACAGAACUUCCUCCUUAUGGAAUACUUCCCAGUCUACCAACUUAAGUAGACAAGAGAAUAAUUCUACCCAAAGCACUCUGCUUCCUUCUGUGAAUGAACGGUUACAGAAGACUCAAAAGAUAUCUAACUUUGAUUCUGAGCUGUCUCUAGAAGAACUGGAUGAUUUGCCUCCACUGUCUCCAUUGCAGCCAAUUUCUGAGGAGGAGGCUGUUCAGAUUAUUGCAGGCCCUCCAUUGCCCCCAGUUUCCUUCACGCUUCGGGACUAUGUGGAUCAUUCUGAGACUCUGCGGAAGUUAGUGCUUCUAGACCCACCUAUGAAGACAGCUACUGGUAUCAAGAAUUUUUUUCAACCUGAAGACAGCUACUGGGUGGCGUACCUACAGUCAAAAAAUUUCAGUAAAACAGAUAUUGCACAGAUGGUCAGAAAUGCACCAUUUUUGCUGAGUUUUUCAGUGGAAAGACUGGAUAACAGAUUGGGAUUUUUUCAGAAAGAACUUGAACUUAGUGUGAAGAAGACUAGAGAGCUGGUAGUUCGUCUCCCAAGAUUACUCACUGGAAGUCUGGAACCCGUGAAAGAAAAUAUGAAGGUUUAUCGUCUUGAACUAGGUUUUAAACGUAAUGAAAUUCAACAUAUGAUCACCAGAAUCCCAAAGAUGUUAACUGCAAAUAAAAGGAAACUUACAGAGACUUUUGAUUAUGUGCACAAUGUGAUGAGCAUUCCCCACCACAUCAUUGUCAAGUUCCCACAGGUAUUUAAUACAAGGUUGUUUAAAAUCAAAGAAAGACACUUGUUUCUUACCUAUUUAGGAAGAGCACAGUAUGAUCCAGCAAAACCUAACUACAUCUCUUUAGACAAAUUAGUAUCUGUUCCUGAUGAGAUAUUUUGUGAAGACAUUGCCAAAGCGUCAGUACAGGACUUUGAGAAAUUCUUAAAAACUCUUUAAUUUUUGAUGAAUGUUAAAUGUAAUAUUGCAAAGUGAAUAUAUAUAUAUAUAUAUAUAUAUAUAUAUAUAUAU